This is a messenger RNA of Nasonia vitripennis (jewel wasp), 1453 nucleotides long. It is a transcript of the gene COX5A, whose product is annotated as cytochrome c oxidase subunit Va. The transcript is spliced from 5 exons. Gene Ontology annotation, cellular component: mitochondrial inner membrane. The record is from RefSeq and is a predicted model, not a curated record. NCBI's taxonomy places the organism in Eukaryota, Metazoa, Arthropoda, Insecta, Hymenoptera, Pteromalidae. Gene Ontology annotation, biological process: mitochondrial electron transport, cytochrome c to oxygen. The coding region runs from base 716 to 1171 and encodes 151 amino acids.
AUCUCUCUCUCUCUCAGCGCUCGGCACAACAACAAACUAUACAUGGCCAUCGUCGCGCUCUCCGUUCUUCGAAUAGAACUAUCUGGAAAACGCGCACUCCCGUCGUGCACCCGAGGAAGCGUUAGCCCCAAGGACACGAGCUGCUGUCAACACACGUUUUCUCGAAAGCAAGACAGUCUGGCGACGUAAGCAAAUCCGGGCCGGGUUAGUGCAUCAUGGCAAGCUUGAUCAGGAGCCUGAAGUUUUCCCUGAUCAGGACCGGAUUUCAAGUACGGCGUGCCGUACCCAAUUUCCAUUCGGGUUAUAUAUAUAUAUAUAUCUCCACAAGUCACACUCCGUUUUGAACUCAUCUUUUGAGCUCUUAUAUGCAAGGAUAUAAGAACAUAUUUGGAAGGUUUUGACUACCUAGAAGGCAGCGACAAAUGCCCAGUACGUCCGAAAUUGCUCUGUUUUUUGGUAUAACGAAUUGUACAAGCUACACCUUAAGCAUACACAUUCACAAAGUUAGGCCGCUAUCGCAAACAGGCGAUAAUAAGUAGAACUCAUGCGCACGAACCUUAAAAAAGCAUAUAUACAGACGGAACAGUCAGACAGCGCCACCGUCAGCAGUCGUGCUCUUCCUGCCUUUUACGCAAUAAGCACUAGAGACGAGUCGAAGAUCUUUCUCCUGUUUCCGUCUUUUCACCAGGAGUCAAGUCGGACCAUCGCCUAGAAGAUGUUGCGCAUCGUCGCGGGACACGCGAGUUCGAGCCUUCGUCAGGCCAUCGUACCAAGGGCGACGAUCGCCGGUGUCCAGGCUCGUGCCAGCCAUGGCAACACCGAAACCGACGAGGAGUUCGACGCGAGGUACGAGAAGUUCUUCAACCGACCCGACAUCGAUCACUGGGAAAUCCGCAAGGCCAUGAACGACCUUGCUGGUAUGGAUCUUGUUCCUGAGCCAAAAAUCAUCUGCGCUGCUCUCCGUGCAUGCAGGAGGUUAAACGACUACUCGCUCACUACCAGAUUCUUGGAAUCCGUGAAAGACAAGUGUGGCUCCGAAGUUGACAAGAUCUAUCCUUACAUUCUCCAGGAGAUCAGACCUACUCUGGAUGAACUGGGUAUCAGCACACCAGAAGAGCUCGGUUAUGAUAAACCAGAAUUAUGGUUGGAAGACCCAGAAAACAUUCAUUAAGUAAAGUUCCUUUCGUCGCUUUCAUCAAGAAACAACUGGAACAAGCUUCCAUUUUUCUUUCUUUACACCAAAAAUAACCAAAGCUUAAAGGCGACACAUAGACGACAUAUUUACAAAUUACAUUACAUAGUACACAGCGAUAGAAGUAUUAUACACAUAUCUCUAGCGCGAGCUCAAACAUACUUUUACAACUUGCAGAUGUUUCAUUUACAAUAAGUGUCAAUUUGUGUCAAUUCAACUAUCUGUAAACACAAUGCAAUAAAAAUCUUUUUUGAAAAUUUC